Molecule: messenger RNA, 1071 nt
Organism: Xiphophorus hellerii (green swordtail)
Lineage: Eukaryota; Metazoa; Chordata; Actinopteri; Cyprinodontiformes; Poeciliidae
Product: RNA/RNP complex-1-interacting phosphatase-like
Exons: 2
Biological process (GO): dephosphorylation
Molecular function (GO): polynucleotide 5'-phosphatase activity
Source: RefSeq, a predicted model, not a curated record
ACUUCCGGCGCGGGCGUGACGUCAUCUCGAGGGCAACAAGGAAACAGUUCAACUGACUGAUGAGUUGGCGUAUCUACCGAAAUAUGUCAGCUGGGAACAGAACCCUCCGAGGCGUAGUGAUGUCUCAGCAGCAGCAGCGGAAGAAGAGGAAUAAGAAGACGGGCGUUCCUGAUGGGUGGCUGGACUACUGUCCCGUUGGAUCGAGGAUCCCAGGAACCAGGUUCAUUCCCUUCAAGGUUCCUCUAAAGGCCGCCCUGAACUGCCAACUUCCCGCCUGCCAGUCCUUUGAUAUGUGGGACCUGCUGGACUCGGUGCGACAGCAGAACCAGGAGCUCGGUCUGAUCAUCGACCUCACCUUUACGACCAGGUACUACUCAGUGUCAGACAUCCCGCAGUGCUGCGCCUACAUCAAGAUCCCCACCGAGGGUCACCACGUUCCAAACGACGAAGUCAUCCUGAGCUUCAAGCGCGUGGUGAGGCACUUCCUGAGGCAGAACCAGGACAACAACAGGCUAAUCGGAGUCCACUGCACCCACGGGCUGAACCGCACCGGCUACCUGAUCUGCAGGUACCUGAUCGAUGUGGACGGGUUGGACGCCGCGGCAGCUCUGGAGCUCUUCAACUCCAGCAGAGGUUACCACAUGGAGAGGAAGAACUACAUUAAAGACCUUCAGCGCGCCGCCAAGAGGAGCAACAGAGGCAUCGACCAGCCGGAGAGAAACCCGAUCAUGGGGCUCGCCGUGGGCAAAUAACCAGCUAUGCUCAUAAAGCACGAGGAGAAGGUGGAGAGCAACACCGCGGCACAGCAUGUCAAGGCUUCUGGUGAAAAUGCAGAAAAUCAGUGACCCAAUGAGAAACAGACGAGCCAGAAACAAACCAAACACAGAGCCCGACUUCGCUCCAAGAACAGGGACAAGAAGCCUGCUCAUAGGUCAGCGCAGGGUCGCGACCCCUCCUCUUAGACUUAGCUUAAACAAACUUUAGCUUCUUUUACAGUUUCUGGGUGAUUAUUUAUUUCCUGCACCAGAAACACAAAAAUGAAUUUAAAAGCUGAUAAACGAUUCCUGCAGA